Messenger RNA from Daphnia carinata, 3285 nucleotides. RefSeq lists its product as uncharacterized. The transcript is spliced from 5 exons. Bases 592 to 2799 code for a protein of 735 amino acids. NCBI's taxonomy places the organism in Eukaryota, Metazoa, Arthropoda, Branchiopoda, Diplostraca, Daphniidae. The record is from RefSeq and is a predicted model, not a curated record.
CCGGCUACGUAAGUCGUACUAGUUAGGUCUCUCUCUCUCUCUCUCUCUCUCUCUCUCUAUCGUAAAGCUUUCCCUGUUUACCGGUAGCCAGUGCAGCUGAAAGGGGAAAAUAAAUUUUGUAUCACCAAUUCGUUUAGUUGUUUUGAUCCCCUCUUUUUGAUAUUUUCAACCCUCAUCUGAUUAUAUUCGUGACGCGUUCCAUCGUCGAAAGCAGAUGGGAUUGCCCUUUCGGAAAUGGAUGGAUGAUGUGAUUAAGCCAUCGAGGUCGCUCCAGAUCCUAGAAGCUUAGGGAUCACAAGAAAUAUAGAAGAAAAGAAAACUUGACUAAAUAAACGAGUUGCUGGCAAUCCUCAAGAGUCAACGGUAUGGCGUUGGUGGGAUCAACUGUGGUGCAACGAUCGGUCGGACCAGUUGCGAGAACUUUAUCAAACGUGCGCACCGCUUCUCAAUAGACUCAACCGUCCCUUCCUAAACAACACAAGAUCUAUUAGUCAAGAUUUCGGGUAAAAGGCAGUUGCCCUAGUAGAAAGAAAGUGGACGAGAAAGGUGCCAAAAAAGAGAAAAGAUACGGUACCCCCAUAAAAGGAAAGAAUGACCCUACCAAAAGAAGACGAGGACGAUGAGUUGAAUAAGGAGAGAAAAAAUCAAGUCAUUUAUUGCAACAAAACAACAAAUAAAAGACUACACGCCCCCGUGAUGAUGUCGACGACGCAUGCGUCCAACGUCCUGCCAGCGAGUAGUCUUGCACGACCACUGCGGACGCUCAAUAAUAUCUACUCUGCUCCUCACGUGAUCCAGCUGCAUCCGAACAACUCUCCCAAACUCUCGGGAAAACGGAAGACGGCGGUCGAGUUAUUGGAGGAAUCGAAGGCCUUUUACGUCAAAACGGAGCGGGUACUGGAUCGCAAACAGGAGCUGCCGCAUUACAGUCCGGGCGACCGGCUGCUAUUGCUGCAGCACCAUCCCAAUCGUUCGCCUAUGCUGAGCUUGCCGACAUCCCGCAUUCGGGAACAUCACGUCUUCCCUACUGUGACGGCGGCUGUAGCGACAUCCGCCACGUUUCUCCCACACUAUCAGCUCCAGCAACAGGAGAAUACGGACAGUGAAACAACAGGAACUUAUGGAAAUGGCGGAGUCGGCUAUUCCAGAUCCCGCGAAGGAUACUACGCGACACCGCCAGUGGAGAAAAGACGUUUAUCUAUACGCAAAGACAACCCAAUUCCAUUGAAUGUUACGGCCGUUAAACGCUUUCUAAGCCGGCCCGGAUCUACGGAAGAGAACCUUCAAGUUCGCAAGCUCGUGCCUUCGAAAAGCACAUGCCGUUUGAUAGGAUUCUUCGAGUCGUCGGCUGGAAAAACGGGCACAAUGACAUCACCUUCCAGCGGAGGAGGUGGAGGUGUCAGCCCCAAUAACAAGAAAAUGAGGACGCGCAUCACCUUUUCGGAAGUGUUGCCGUGCAUCUGUCAAAGCAAUCAACCGCCCGAGUUGCCACAUCGCAUGAAUAAAAACAAUCCAUCACCUCCCCCGCCAAUCCCACCCAAAAGUCCGGCCCUUAACGCUAAACUUCGUUUACUAAGUCAAGAACAAAGUCAACAUCACCAACUGCCGGCUGGACGAGUGGCCCAUCCAUCACCUGUUUCCAGCCGGAAACCACCGCGUCAGCCAUUCCAGCAAUCGACUCCAUCACAAGCGAUUGGAUUGAAGUCUCAGUCUGCCGUCUUCCGUCGCAUCCAAAGCGAAGAAGCUCCGACAAGCAUGACGAUCCUGCCGGUAUCGGAAGCGAUCCAAACGCAACGCAAUUUAUUGCUGCGUAACCCCAUUUUGCACAAGUCGCUCCCGGAUUUGAAUUCACCUAAAAAUACGAAACGCGGACGCGGUGGCGGAGUCAAAGGUGGCAAAAUCCGUUCGGCAUCCACCGAUUUGGAGAGCUGUAGCGAUGGAGGUAGUAGUCGAAUGAGUCGUAGCAGUAGCGUCCACUUGGACACAGGAUCCAAUAGUUCGGGAUCGGACGAGUCUUCCAAUGAGAGCGAAACUCCAUUCAAUAGCCGGCCCGGAGCUCGAGGAAGCGUCGGCGCCAGCAGGAGCGAACGGGCAACAACUUCCGAUUAUGCAAGUCGUUCGCCCAGUUUUAAAUACGAAACCACCAGUCUCGUCCAGACUAGUCAACCCUGGACUUUGCCUCCACCGUGGCAGGAUGACAGUGGAGUAGAUCCAUCAGCCGCGGAAAGUUCUACUGUUGAACCGGACCAAGUGAGACGCAAAGCCAUUUUGCGUUCCAAAUCGGAUGUCGGUCCGUCUCGAUUUGCUCCCGACUUGCUACCAGCCGUUCCACCAGAAUUCACCGGAGACGUUCCACUGGACCUGGACCAAUUUUUCGAUACAAUCGGCCAGCAUGGAAAAUGUCCCGAUAUGAUGAUGAACACUUCGGGUCGUUCGUCGCCCGUCUACUUUUCCAGCGUCAGUUCGGUCGACUCGUACUGUAAAAGGCGUCACGUGGACAACAUGUACGAAAGUUCCGAUUCGGAGGACAUGGCCGCCACCCUGCAGCGCCGCUUGUUAGGAAGCCAACCGGGAAUGGGUGAACCAUCCAUCGUAGAACGUAAUGCGCGAAUCAUUAAAUGGUUAAUAAAGUGUCGGAACGUGCCCGUCUCGUCAUCGAUUCCUUCUUCCGGUUCAACUGGUCAGCUGGCUAAAUUAGCUGGGGCAUCGCCAUCGAUGCUGCCACCUCGCAGCAGUAGCACCCACAUCCCGAAGCCGGCCACCACAACUGCCUAUUACGGACAGAGCACACGAUUGUAAUUGUACCAACUUGUGUGGGUGGUGGUGAUGGUUGGUGGUGGUCAUUUGUCUUUGUCCUUUUUUAUAUUUCCUUUUUUUGUUUUUGUUUUAGGAUUUUUUCUUUCUUACGUUGACAAUCGAAAGCGAUGGCAGACGGAUCGAAGGUCACGCGGACUUUGUUCCACCCCCGCACGUCGUCUCUCGUAAUCGAUCUGUAUAUUUCUCAUUCGGUGUUUUGUCUCUCCGUUUGUCGGUGGAAAACUAGUCGUUGACAUGGCAACUCCAGCCCCAAAGUGCAUCACAUUCACACACACAUCCCCUUCCUAUAUUUCAGCGCUUCUGUCUUUUUCAGCGUUUUCAUGACCCUCAAUUCUACCUUAACCUGAGCCUAAAAGUCCUCUACGGCUACAUUGUCAACGUGUGUGUGUGUGCGUGUCAGUCAUUCAGUCAAAGACUAUGCAAAUUAUGGCUAUGUCGUUCACCCAUUGGAUCCAAAACUCUUUUUAA